ACUGCGCUCUCAAAAUGUUACGCUAGAAACACAUCUGCCUUUCCAAAAGGGUUUUGCAUACAAAGUUUAUUCGCCAAAUAAAGUUUAUUUGGCAAAUAAAACAACCCACUCAGAGCACAGAUUUAGCUUUAGAUCAAGAAAUCCUCCAACACAGCUGUGGUUUCGCUAGCCGGUGUGCUAGCCUUCACCUCAGCUCUCAGAAAUGUCGAAUAUCUCCAACGAAGCUGUGAUCUUGAUUAAAGAUGUAAAGCCCGGAUCGAAAAACCUUAAUAUCGUCUUUAUAGUGUUGGAAAUCGGUCGGGUGACGAAGACAAAGGACGGGCACGAGGUGCGCUCGUGCAGAGUGGCGGAUAAGAGCGGCAGCAUCGCCAUCUCUGUGUGGGAUGAGCUGGGCAGCCUCAUCCAGCCAGGGGACAUCAUCCGCCUUACGAGAGGGUAUGCUUCAAUCUGGAAGGGGUGCCUUACACUGUACACUGGAAGAGGAGGAGACUUACAAAAAAUAGGAGAGUUCUGUAUGGUGUAUUCUGAGGUUCCUAAUUUCAGUGAGCCAAAUCCAGAGCUGCUAGCACAAGCUAACCAGCAGAACAAGACGGGUAAAGAACAGCGUGGAAAUUCUCCACCGAAUCAAAAUGCAGGUACUCCUGUGCAGACAGGAAAUGGUACUGGGCCAGUAUUUCCCAAUAACAGUACUGCACCUGUGCCUCGGGAUCCCAACUUUGGGGCUCAAGGAAGACCAAACGGACGUGUUCCAGGCAAUGGACCACCCCCAGUAACUGCAGGGGGACCCCCUGUGCCCCCCAAACCCACAGUGACCAUUAGCAAUGGCAGGGACCCAAGAAGGGCUUCAAAGAGAUGAGACUGCAAAACCACUCAUCCCUAAAAUCCUUCCACAAACCAUCCUUACAAUACAAAACAAUACUGCCAAUCUAAAGAUACGAGGUUUAAUGCUACUGUUUUGCCACCUGUGCUUUUGCUUUGUCAUUUGCCAAUAUUUGCAUAAUAUGAUUAUAACAACAGGUUAGAACAACUUGUUACAGUUAAAGUUUGGCAUACUCUCUUUCCCGUUAAGUGCCAGUUCAGUGGCCCACCAUUUAUUUCCUUUCCCUAAAUGUGUUGUUAAACUAUACACCGUACUUGAACACUCGAUGCACUUUCUUCUCUUAAUUUAUAGUGAAUGCAUUGUCAUGUGAUUCAGGAAUGAUUAACUGCUGUUGCAAAUUGGGGAAAGAACUUUAAAGUGACUGAUGACUAAACGGGUUCUUCCCCCUCCUCUUUGGCCAAAAACAAAAAAAAAAAAAUACCAGAAGUGACCGUGUGAAAGGAAAGGUGAUAGUUUGAUUGGACGCUUAGGAUUAUUUAAUUAGGAAUAAAUGAACAAAAUGUUGGGAAAUUGA
Molecule: messenger RNA, 1394 nt
Organism: Megalobrama amblycephala (Wuchang bream)
Lineage: Eukaryota; Metazoa; Chordata; Actinopteri; Cypriniformes; Xenocyprididae
Gene: nabp1a
Product: nucleic acid binding protein 1a
Exons: 6
Coding region: 203-856 (217 amino acids)
Biological process (GO): response to ionizing radiation; mitotic cell cycle checkpoint signaling; double-strand break repair via homologous recombination
Cellular component (GO): SOSS complex
Molecular function (GO): DNA binding
Source: RefSeq, a predicted model, not a curated record